This is a messenger RNA of Ogataea philodendri, 399 nucleotides long. RefSeq lists its product as uncharacterized. Bases 1 to 399 code for a protein of 132 amino acids. The transcript has a single exon. The record is from RefSeq and is a predicted model, not a curated record. Lineage: Eukaryota; Fungi; Ascomycota; Pichiomycetes; Pichiales; Pichiaceae.
AUGACAUCCAGAUCGACCUUCUUGCAAACAAUCACUUCCAAAGCCCAUUUUAAGGAGCUGGAAACAAGCUCGUCUCUGGCAGCAAUCGAACCAGACGUUAGAAGCCAGGAGUCUAGAAGUCUGCGAAUAAAUAGCAUCUUGGCAACUAUCAAUCUAUGCUCAUUGGCUUUCUUUUUGCUAGCCAAUGCGUUGAGGGAUGGUGUGUUCAUAGAAGCCAAACCACGCAAUCCAAUGGCUUCGAGCCAAUUGCAUACAAAACCGACUAUUGUUUGGUCGUCACAAAAGUCCCUGAAAGUAUCCACCCACAACUCAAGUGCCUCCACAAGCAAUAAUUGGUCUGCCACCAAGGAAUCCUUUUGCAAUCCAAUGAUGAUUGUUGCCGCUUUAGAGAAGCCAUGA